AUGGUAAGUAUUAAAGGCAACAAUAUGAGCAAUUUCAAAGAGGAUGAGAAAAUAACCAAAAUUGAGACAAGUGAAUACAGAAAUUACCAAUUCCAGACUACUUACUACAGUGAUUCUGUUGCAAAGUUUAAUGCUUUGAAGAAGAAGACAUAUUUUCCAGUAGUUUUGGUUGCAGGAAUAGCCUACAUUGCUGCUCAGAUUCUAAUGGAAGGAAUCCUCAGCCCUUCAACCUGGUUGAGAGCUAUUCCAAUUUUAAUGUUUUUGUUAAUAUAUUAUAGAAGAAUUAGAGUCAGAGACCAGACGAUUUUGAUUUUCUAUGGUAUUGGAGUCCAACUAGAAACAAAAUAUCUUUUUGGAAAAACCUGUACCUUCAUUGAAAAGUCAAAGAUACUUUCCGCUAUUAUCUACGACAAAAUGACAUAUAUGGAGCUUUCUCCAUGUAUAGGACUUGUAGUAAAGAAUGAAAAAUCCCUAAUCAUGCCAUUUUCUGAUUUUACAAUCCCCACAGAAAAGAACAUACUCAUCUACAACGUAUUAAAGAUGAUUUAA
This is a messenger RNA of Cryptosporidium ubiquitum, 549 nucleotides long. RefSeq lists its product as uncharacterized. The record is from RefSeq and is a predicted model, not a curated record. Bases 1 to 549 code for a protein of 182 amino acids. Gene Ontology annotation, cellular component: glycosylphosphatidylinositol-N-acetylglucosaminyltransferase (GPI-GnT) complex. Gene Ontology annotation, biological process: GPI anchor biosynthetic process. The transcript has a single exon. Lineage: Eukaryota; Apicomplexa; Conoidasida; Eucoccidiorida; Cryptosporidiidae.